Molecule: messenger RNA, 1538 nt
Organism: Poeciliopsis prolifica (blackstripe livebearer)
Lineage: Eukaryota; Metazoa; Chordata; Actinopteri; Cyprinodontiformes; Poeciliidae
Gene: zcchc9
Product: zinc finger, CCHC domain containing 9
Exons: 6
Coding region: 94-885 (263 amino acids)
Molecular function (GO): zinc ion binding; nucleic acid binding
Source: RefSeq, a predicted model, not a curated record
CACACCUGGAAAAGGAGGAAGAAGAAGAAGAAGACGGGGCUCUCGCUAUAAGCUACACGGGCUCAUAUCGUCUGAAGGCCUUCCUUUGAAGUCAUGACGAGGUGGGCGAGAGCCAACAAUGUCCACAAACACAAACCGGCCGAGGCGACUCCCUGGAAUCAGCUCAGAUCAGCCGGAAGACAAAAAGAUGGAGGUGUGCCUGCUGGGCCAUCAUGGUCAGAUCAGACGGACCCUCUGAGAAAGACCUACGCUUCUGCUGAGAGGAAGCCCAACCGCAAGAAGAAAGAGUACACCAGCGAGGACGUGAACGGGUUCCUGGAGUACCUGAAGCAGAGCGGUCAGGACAGCGGCAGGGAGGCGGAGGCGGAGCUCAAGGAGACGGUGGAGGUGGCCCUGAAGAAAGACAGGAGGAGGGAAGACAGGAGGGUGAAGAGGCAGAAGGACAAGAAGAGUAAGAUGGUGUGCUUUAACUGCAGGAAGCCAGGUCACGGUUUGGCCGACUGUCCAGAAGCCGACAGAGACGAGGAAAUGGGACGCGGCAUCUGCUUCCGCUGCGGCUCCACGGAGCACGAGAUCCAGAAGUGCCGAGCCAAAGUGGACCCAGCACUGGGUGAAUAUCCGUAUGCGAAAUGCUUCAUCUGCAGUCAGACUGGUCACCUGUCGCGCUCCUGCCCUGACAAUCCCAAAGGGCUCUAUGCUCAAGGCGGCUGCUGUCGUGUUUGUGGUUCUGUGGAGCAUUUUCAGAAGGAUUGUCCAGAGCACCAGACAGCAACUAACUCAGUGACUCUGGGCUGGUUGUCCAACAACAUGAGCGCAGACCUGGAGGACGUUCACGUUCCAGUGAAGAAAGCCAAACCCAAGCAGGCCAAAGUGAUAACCUUCUGACCCGAGAGGACGUCAGAGCCUUCAGUCUGUGGACUCUUAGGAACCGGACCAAUGGGUCAAAACGUGACUCAGUCAGUGAAGUUUUGUGUGGAAUGUUUCCUGCGGCGUUGGCUGACGCAGUCUGCUGGAGGUGAAUCAUCACUGAACGUCUAAAUCCUGGCUGAUGUUUCACCAAAUGACGGAACUCAGGAAAGCCAGACUGUCCAACCUGAGCUGUGAACCGUUGGUGUUCAUGUGUGUUUGCAGAAUGUAUUAAUUAUGGACAUACGUUUUAAUUCACACAUCAACUGUGCAGCACUUCUAUUACUGACGGAAUGAAUCUAGGGCUGCAAUGUACAAUCAUAUUAGUAACACAUUAAUCUAUCAAUUAUUCUGAUGAUUACUCGGAUUAAAAAAAUUGCCAUUUUUUACAGUUUUUUUCUUUAACCAGUGAAGCGUCUUGUAUGCAAUCCAUUAAAAGAAAAACAUUAAAAAUAAAUUCAAAUCCUUUUCUAAAUAAGAAAAUAUUUGAUUUAACAGCAGCUGCCUAAAAUGCGAUUCUUUUGUGACUGAACCAGGUGAAGCUAAACCUAAACCACUUGUGGAGUUUUGGCUAAAAUACAUUUACAGUCACAGAUGUUUCUAUCUCAAAUAUUAAAUUAUUUUCUUCUUUU